AAAACAACCUCGAAUGCUGCAAGUCCAUGGCCCACGAAAAGGCAGGGACCGGAUUCGAGCUCUGCCGAGAUACCAAGAUCACAAGCGCGAUGCAGCCAAAACUGACGUGCUCAGGGAUCGGCGACUGCCAUUGACCAGUACAUCAAGCUUGUGCGUGUUGGGGUCACCUCACAAUUGCGAGAGUAAAGCACGCAAUGCUGUAGUACAAUGAGGAAGCUAUGGUGGGGUAUUGGAAGCUCGGGGGAAUGGCGUCUAUUUGCAUUUCUUGGAAGCAUUGGCCUUCACCAAGAGUUUUGAAUGAGCACAAGUGUGUUCCAAUUCCACGCUGCUCUUUCGUUUGAAAAUUAUCGUUUUCGCCUAAAGUUGUUCUUCUGAAUCCAGACAAAUAUGGCUCCCUCAGUCAACGACCUGCUGGCUUCGAAUGGCGACACCAUCCAAGAACCCAAUGCAAAGAAAGUCAAGCCGAAUCCAACCUCAGACCCCACAGUCUACGAUAUCCACCACCAAAAGUUCAUCAGCGAUGGCCUCCCUUCCUCAUCUGAAGCAUGGAUCGAGCGAGCUCGUCAAGUCUCCGCGAUCCUAGCAAUAGAUGCCGCAUCCCGAGACAUCGAGAACAAAUCCCCAAGAGCUGAAGUAGCUCUUCUCAAGAGCUCUGGUCUCUUGAAAGUUCUGGGACCACAUGCUUUUGGUGGGGGCGGACAGACGUGGGAUGUUGGUUAUAAGGUUAUCAGAGAAGUUGCGAAGGGUGAUGGGAGUUUGGGAAUGUUGUUGGGGUAUCAUUUGUUGUGGUCUACGACUGCGAAUGUGGUUGGGACGGAGGAGCAGAAACAUAGGUUUCAGAGGUUGAUCAUUGAGAAUAAUUAUUUUGUUGGAGGCGCUGUGAACCCGAGGGACAAUGACCUCAAUAUCACUGAUCAUGGUGAUCAUCUUGUCUUCGAUGGAUUCAAGAACUUCAAUACUGGAGGUGUGGUGUCUGAUUUGACUGUUCUUGAGGGCGUAUUUGCUGGAACUGAACACCACAUAUUUGCAUUCGUUCCCACUGAACAGCAGGGCAUUCAGUUUGCACACAACUGGAACAAUGUCGGGCUCCGUCUCACUGAAUCCGGAAGCGUAAAGAUUAACCAGAUUCGAGUACAAUGGGGAGAUGCUCUCGGGUGGGACGUAUCAACCAAACUUCCCGACCCAACCGUCCUUGCAAUCCCAUUCGCAACUCUCCUUCUCCCAACAAUUCAGCUCGUAUUCUCCAACUUUUACCUCGGAAUUGCCCAGGGAAGCUUAGACUUCGCCUCGAAAUACACAACCACCUCAACUCGAGCAUGGCCCUAUGGAGGUGACAACAAACAAUCCCCUACCGAAGAGUUCUACAUCCUCGAACGCUACGGAAAUUUCUUCGCCCAUCUCCGCGCUGCUGAAACUCUGGCAGAUCGCGCUGGACUCGCUAUCACUGACAUCUACACCAAGCAUGGUGAAGCUCGUACAGUAACAGAGCGCGAGCGUGGAGAUGCAGCUGAGUGGGUAGCGAGCGCGAAGGUUGUGACGACUGACACAGCGUUGAGGGUCACGGCUGGGGUGUUUGAGGUCACGGGAAGUAGGGCGACGGGGAGAAAAGUUGGGUUGGAUAGGUUUUGGAGGGAUGUUAGGACGCAUACGUUGCAUGAUCCGGUGGCGUACAAGAAUAGGGAAUUGGGAGAGUAUGUUCUGCUUGAUAAGGUUCCUGAGCCUACGUGGUAUACUUGAGAGUUUGGGGGAUAUAGUAGCAAGAAGAUUUUUGAGGCUAGUAAUAGCAAUACUUAUUCUUUCCAUUCAAAUACCAAAAUCUG
This is a messenger RNA of Mollisia scopiformis, 1820 nucleotides long. RefSeq names its product thermophilic desulfurizing enzyme family protein. Gene Ontology annotation, biological process: L-leucine catabolic process. Gene Ontology annotation, molecular function: 3-methylbutanoyl-CoA dehydrogenase activity; flavin adenine dinucleotide binding. The transcript has 4 exons. Bases 388 to 1737 code for a protein of 449 amino acids. Lineage: Eukaryota; Fungi; Ascomycota; Leotiomycetes; Helotiales; Mollisiaceae. The record is from RefSeq and is a predicted model, not a curated record.